Molecule: messenger RNA, 770 nt
Organism: Nicotiana tabacum (common tobacco)
Lineage: Eukaryota; Viridiplantae; Streptophyta; Magnoliopsida; Solanales; Solanaceae
Product: anther-specific protein LAT52-like
Source: RefSeq, a predicted model, not a curated record
ACAGGACACACAAAAAAAAGAAAAAGAGAAGGAGCAAUAAAUAAAAGAAGAAGAAAAAAAGUCAAUAAAAUACACAAAAAAAGAAAAUUAAAAUGGCAAAGGCUAUUUUGCUCCUCUCUGCUCUCUGCAUUGUAGCCCUUGCCAACUUCGCCCAUUGCCACCCUCAAGUCUUUGAUGUUGAAGGCAAGGUCUACUGUGACACGUGCCGUGUCCAAUUCGAGACAAAACUCAGCGAGAACGUUGAAGGUGCCACCGUGCGCUUGCAAUGCAGGAACAUCAGCACAGAAAUCGAGACAUUCUCGGUCGAAGGCGUGACAGACAAAGAUGGCAAGUACAAAUUGACAGUGGAAGGUGACCACCAGGACGAUAUAUGCGAGGUGACGGUCGUAAAAAGUCCAAGGGAAGAUUGCAAAGAAGCUGUCACAGGUUAUGAAAAGGCCAGAAUUGAGUGCAGUGACAAUGUUGGAAUUCACAAUGCUGUUAGAUAUGCCAAUGCACUUUUCUUCAUGAAAUCUGAGGCUGUUUCUGGUUGCAAGGAAGUUCUUGAUGAGUUGGGUUUAUUCCCACUUGAAUUCUAAAUUUGUUAAAUUUAAGUUUAAAAAAAAUGUGAAAAAAAAAUAAUAGCUUUUGCCCAUUUUGUUUAAUGGUUAAUGUAAUAAAUAAAGAAUGAGGAAAUAUGGAUUUUCUCAUGUAUAUGUACUCUCUCAUAUGGAAUGAAAAGUUCCAUGUGAAUUGUUGAAUGAGAAGAUCUUGAUUAUAUUUUAAGAAAA